This is a messenger RNA of Mycena indigotica, 696 nucleotides long. RefSeq lists its product as uncharacterized. The record is from RefSeq and is a predicted model, not a curated record. The transcript is spliced from 3 exons. The coding region runs from base 1 to 696 and encodes 231 amino acids. NCBI's taxonomy places the organism in Eukaryota, Fungi, Basidiomycota, Agaricomycetes, Agaricales, Mycenaceae.
AUGGCCGUCGAAACACUCGCCCGACCACCCACCUUCAAACCUCGAAAACGGGUCCGCAGGACCGCUACAUCUGUCCUCACUGGCUACUUCGAUCCUCGUCCUCAUCGCGAUGUGUUGACGAGCUUAUUGAACGGAGUUGCUCCAUAUACUCCACUUGGGCCUGACGAAGACGAAAUACGGCGCCAGAGGAAGAGGGAUAAAAAAGCACGCGAGAAAGAGCAACGGCGGGCUCUUCAAGAAGCCACAGGCGAAGGCAUUGGCGUUCAAACCGAGGCACUCCCUCAUGCCUCGACUUCAUCCGCCUAUUGGAACGCCAGACCUGCUAUACACAUUGCCACCUUACAGCGGUCGCGUUCAGAAACGCCACCCCCGUUACCCGCUUACUUGUCCGCCUUGCCCUCGACUCCAGCCUCGACGCCAAGUCCAUCCGAGUCGUCGAGCACGUCACGAACGUCCUCGAAACGACCCAGAACUCCCGAUGACGAUGAAGAUUUAGUCAGAGUCAUCCAUCGCCCACCACCUCCUCGUAAACCACGCCCUGCUGUCAGAAAAGGAUGGAAGGGCUGGGUUGAGGGCUCCCCACCACCCUCGGAAAAACUUAUCAAUCUCGAUGCAGUGCCUAUUCUCCAGGAACGGCGCACGCGUAGUGGCAAGAAUUUCGACGCCAUUGGUGUCGGAAAGGAAGGCUGGGUUUAA